AUGUAUACUUACAGAAGUUUCAGCGCAUUCUAAGCAAGAGAAGUGAUAUAGAUUUAAAAAAGCCACCUAAAUUCAAUGUGCCUACAACUACUGCGGAAGAAACAACCAUUUAACACAAUACAGCAAAAAACUCGAAUAAAUUUCAAAAAACUUGUGUAAGGACAUUCAAGUAUCAACAACAAUGUAUCAAGUAAUCCGUUUUCUAUUUUUCUGUUUGCUUGGCUUGGGAUUUUUGAAACUAUCGCCGGCUCAAGUAACACAAGAAUAUACAGGCGAAAGCUUACGUUCACUAAUUUUUGCCGUCAAUCAAUUAGACAAUAAAUUCGAGCGUCAUGAACAUCGCGAAAGAGCGCUUGGUGAAGUAAUUAAGAAAUCUCUAACGUCGCUACAAAGGGGACAACUGAACCUGGAACGACUAUAUGGUACACAGUCACAUUUCGAUCAGCGUUUUAGCGAAACUGACUUUCACUUAAAAGCGCAAGAAGAACGAUUAAGAAACCGCAUUGAGACAUUCUUUACGGAACAAGACAAAACAAAUCAACGGCUACUCGAGCAAUUGACGAAAUUGUCUUUGAAUGUGGAGAAAUUGUUAGAUAACUCCAAUGACUUGAGAAAGCCAAGCAACAAAGAGUCUUACAGUAUCGAUUGGUAUGAAAGGCAAAAAUCACCGCCAUAUAUUCACUUAAAUGAUAAAAGGAAAUCAAAUGAAGAGCUUUACAGCAGCAUUAACUACAACCUGUCAAGGCCAAUUUACAGUAGCCUUAACUACAGCCUGUCAAGGCCAACCGCGCAACAGCUGCUGAAGUACCCCGGGUUCGAUAGCAACGUGCUUGUGAAAUCCGACGAGCCUGCGUCACAAAGUCAACAGCCUUGUGCGCAACCGACAUCACAAAACGGUCUCACAGAUGCCGUCAAGAUAUUUUUACACGAGUUGACUAACGAAACGCAUAACCUUCUUCAUGAUGUCAACACCAAUGUGCAAAAUAUGGUACAGAAAUCACAAACUGAAGUCAUGUCGCGUCUUCAAGAAAUCGAGCAGAGUUUACAUACUGAUGCUGAGGAAAUUACGAAAAAACUCAACAUCCACGAAAUUUCAUUGCAGGAAUUCCAUAGCGAAAUGAUUAACACUUACAAUAAGGUAAAUGAUAGUUUUGAAACUUUAAGUAGGUGCAAUAGCGUCUCAAAGCCACGCAGACAAGUCAUGGAUACGGAGGCAAGCGCCAGCGAUUUAGUAACUGAUAAACAACCAGAGCAAAUGCAAUUGCUUGAUUUGCUGAAGACACAUUUCGACACAAUUCACCAAAACAUGACAAACAUUCAACUUGAAAUGGCGAACAAUCUCAGCGCCACCAUUAAAAAUGAAAUUAGUUUUUUGUGGCGUCAAAUUUCCAUUACGAAUGGCGAGAUCAACGACAGCAGAGAUUUACUACGACUAAUGCGCGAUCGGAAUGAAAUCUUCGUCAACAGUAUUUUACAAAGCAUAGCUGCUAUCAGCUUAAAAGUGGUGGAUAUCAAAGAACGUGUAAUGGACAUGAGUGACUAUCAACAUUAUUUGUCGCACAAAUUACCAUUAUUGCCCCAAGAAUUUGCCGACAUGCAACAAGCAUUCAUCGGUUGGCUAGAACAGCUAAGUGAGACCAUCAAAAUAGUGCAAGAAACGAAGAACGGUUGGGCAUCGAAAAUUCUUUGGAAAUGAAAUAACUUCGUAUUCGUUUCGAAACUAGUAGCUUAAUAUAAUCAUAGAGUUAAACGAA
This is a messenger RNA of Bactrocera neohumeralis, 1754 nucleotides long. RefSeq lists its product as uncharacterized. The record is from RefSeq and is a predicted model, not a curated record. NCBI's taxonomy places the organism in Eukaryota, Metazoa, Arthropoda, Insecta, Diptera, Tephritidae. Gene Ontology annotation, cellular component: plasma membrane. The coding region runs from base 182 to 1696 and encodes 504 amino acids. The transcript has 5 exons.